This is a messenger RNA of Euleptes europaea (tarantolino), 990 nucleotides long. Its product is annotated as B-cell differentiation antigen CD72-like. Gene Ontology annotation, cellular component: plasma membrane. The record is from RefSeq and is a predicted model, not a curated record. Gene Ontology annotation, molecular function: transmembrane signaling receptor activity. The transcript has 5 exons. The coding region runs from base 1 to 990 and encodes 329 amino acids. Lineage: Eukaryota; Metazoa; Chordata; Lepidosauria; Squamata; Sphaerodactylidae.
AUGGCCGAGGCGGUGACCUACGCCGCCCUGCGCUUCGCCAAGAGCCCCCCGGGGCAGAGCCGGCCGCCCCCGGGACCCGCUGACGGCCCUCUCCGCUCCUCUCCCCCCGCAGAGGCCAGCGACGGCGAGCUCACCUACGAGAACCUCUCCCCGUCCGCGCGAGACCCCCGACGACCCCCGCGGCUUUCUCUUCCAGGGGCUCUCCCGAGGCGAAUCUGGUCCGCAGCCCCGCUGGCCCUGCUGGCCGCCGGCCUCUUCCUCGCCGCCACCUGCAUAGGACUGGGCGUCCGAUACUGGCAGGUCUCCCAGCAACUGCAGCGGGCAUCCCAGAGGCACGCAGCAGAGAGCAGCGCCCUGGCACACAGAAUCGGCGGCCAGGACAAGAACCUGACCUGGUCCUCGCAGCAGCUGUCCCGGGCCAAGGCAGAACUGGCAGACACCUGGCUGGCCCUUCAGCAAUGCUUGCAGGCUGCCAACAGCACUCAGCGGCAGCUGGAAGAAGAACAGAAAAAGAAGGCCAAUGUGACCCAAGAGUUGGAGGCGACCAAGAGAGUUUUGGAUCGUGCGAGAUUGUGCCAGCAGACUGAUUGCUGUCCCCUUGGAUGGAAGCUUUUCAAUCAGAAAUGCCUGAGAUUGUCAAGUGAACGGAAGACUUGGGAAGGGAGCAAGCAAGACUGCGCGCAUCAAGGGGCUCAGCUGCUGAUUCUGAAGCCCUGGGAUGCCGCCACCUUCUGGGACGUUGCAGUAAUAGUGGUGAGAUGCAAUGAGGCAGAACAAGGCAGCCACACCCUUCUCCUGGUCAAUAGACCCAAGUGCUUGAGAUGCCCGUCAAGUCCUAAAGCCAAAAGCAAAAGACCCCUUUUGAAGGACCCGGUGGCUUCUACCAGCACUGCAUUCCCCUUGGGCUACGUGGCGCAAUCCCAGAGCGUGGACACACACGAAGCUGCCUUACCCUGCACCAGCCCAUCAGUCCAGCCAGGUCAGGAUUGA